AUGGAUGGUAUUCUUGCCAUUAUCUUCAUCUUCUGUAACAUUCUGCUGCUCACUCAUUAUGGUUCUUCAUAUCCGUUAUGUACUAAUUUAGGGUCUCCUUUUACGCUGAAAUCAUCACUUUCUUUCUGUAAAUUCAAUGGAAGUGUUUGCUGUAACUCCACUGAAGAUGUUGGGUUGCAGAAACAAUUCAAAUCGAUGAAUGUCUCAGCUUAUGGCUGUGCUGCUCUUAUGAAAUCAGUACUCUGCUCAAGAUGUGAUCCAUUUUCAGCCGAGCUUUAUAGGAUCGCAACGGCUCCUCGAGUACUUCCUGUCCUUUGCAAUUCCACGGUUUUGGUAAACUCAACCGAAUCACAACUUGCUGCAACGACAGACUUUUGCUCAAAAGUCUGGGAUGGAUGCCAUAAUGUAUCCAUAUCAAAUUCUCCUUUUGCGUCAGAUAAAGGUGGAACUGUGGUUAAUUCUUCUUCCAAACUGACUGAUUUAUGGGAGUCAAAGAGUGCUUUCUGUAAUGAAUUUGGAGGAGCUUCUGAUGAUGGCUCGGUAUGUUUCGAUGGAGGACCAGUUUCACUAAACAGUUCUGAAAGUCCAACUCUCCCUAACGGUAUCUGCCUUGAGAAGAUUGCCAACGGAUCCUACCUUAAUAUGGUAGCUCAUCCUGACGGUUCAAACCGUGUCUUCUUAGCUGACCAACCGGGUAAGAUUUGGUUGGCGACCGUUCCUGCUGAGGGAUCAGGAGAAACGCUAGGAAUUGAUGAAUCAAAUCCUUUUCUCGAUUUGACCGACGAAGUAUAUUAUGAUACUGAAUUGGGGAUGAUGGGAAUAGCAUUCCAUCCAAAUUUUCAAAAACAUGGGCGCUUCUUUGCUUCGUUUAACUGUGAUAAGGUAAAAUGGCCAGAAUGUUCAGGGAGAUGUUCAUGUAACUCUGAUAUGGGAUGUGAUCCUUCAACGCUUCCCUCUGAGAAUGGAGCACAGCCUUGCCAGUAUCACAGCAUCAUAGCAGAGUUCAGUGCUAAUGGUACCACAUCGCAACCUUACUUGGUAACAAGAGUGCAACCACAGGAAGUCAGAAGAAUAUUUACCAUGGGUCUUCCAUUUGCUGCCCAUCAUGGUGGUCAGAUACUUUUUGGACCUGAAGAUGGAUAUUUAUACUUUAUGAUGGGAGAUGGUGGAAGCAGAGGUGAUCCUUACAAUUUCUCACAAAACAAGAAAUCAUUGCUCGGAAAAAUUCUGAGGCUCGACAUAGAUAACAUUCCAAGUGCUCAAAUGAUUACUGACCUAGGCCUGUGGGGAAAUUACUCUGUCCCUGGAGAUAAUCCAUUUUCUGAAGAUAAGGGAUUGGAGCCAGAAAUCUGGGCACUAGGGUUCAGAAAUCCUUGGCGAUGCAGUUUUCAUGCUGAGAGGCCUUCCUACUUUCUCUGCGCAGAUGUUGGCCAGGACCAAUAUGAAGAGGUGGAUAUCAUCACUAAGGCUGAAAUCAUGGUUGGUUUCAGAUACCUGUAUUCGGAUUUGUAUGCUGGAGCAAUAUGGGUUGGAACAGAGAACCCCAAAGACGGUGGGAACUUCACUAGUACGAAGCUUCCCGUUAGUUGUGCUGGUAACACUCCUAUCCCAUGCACGACCGUAGGAGGGAGCAAUUUCCCUGCAUUGGGAUUCGUGUUCUCGUUUGGUCAGGAUAACAGGAAAGACAUGUUUAUUUUAGCCAGCAGUGGGGUGUACAGAAUAGCUCGUCCUAGCCGCUGCAAUUACAUUUGCUCAAAGGAAAAUGUCACAGCUCCUGCUCCCUCCUCUCCUUCCCCUUCUCAUUCAGCUGCGAAACGAUUCAGCAAUCAGCUGCGAAACGAAAGACAUGUUUAUUUUAGCCAGCAGUGGGGUGUACAGAAUAGCUCGUCCUAG
Dovyalis caffra is the source of this 1893-nucleotide messenger RNA. The record is from the annotation of a GenBank genome assembly. Lineage: Eukaryota; Viridiplantae; Streptophyta; Magnoliopsida; Malpighiales; Salicaceae.